Seminavis robusta is the source of this 2304-nucleotide messenger RNA. Lineage: Eukaryota; Bacillariophyta; Bacillariophyceae; Naviculales; Naviculaceae. The record is from the annotation of a GenBank genome assembly.
CAUCAUGGCCGACAAUGAUGAAGAAGAAGGCAAUGUCGCCUCCAAGCCACUGAUGACGCCCUUGACGGUGGAUCACUACAGGCUCCUGUAUGUCCACAAGGAUGAAAAAAUCCGUGUCUUGACGUCCAAAGUUCAAGAACAAGAGACGACGAUCCAGCGUCUUCAAAAGGAAUUGUCGGCGCUGCGCCAAAAACAUGGAGAAGCUGCAGAUUCCAGCGUAGUACCAACGAAUGGAGCUGUCAAUCCAGCAAAUGGACAAGCGGAAGGUGCCAGUAACGAAACAAAUGGAAAGGCUGCAGCAGCGAGUCCAUCUAUUGACAAGACGGAAAAAGCCGCGGGCUCACCGGCAGAAGAAUCCGCAACCGCGCCACACCAACACACCACCAAUGCCAUGCCUGCCGCUACGACUACCGCUAGUACCGAAAGCAACCUGAAUCAAAGUCCCGCAGAGUCACCAGAAAAAGAAACAGAUUCAACACGGGAAUUGUUGAUCAAGAAUGGAUGGAUUGCUGCUCCCGGUGCUAGUAGUGCUAAUACUGGUAGACUGAAGAAGAAGAAAAAGAGACCUCCACCCCCAACGUCAUCGUCCGAAGAAUCGGAUGAAGAAGAAUUGGAAGACUCAGAAGAAGUUCCCCCACCACCAAAGAAAAGUAACAGAGAAAAUCAGCAUGAGAAAAAGAGGCCUCCACCCCCACCGUCUUUGUCAGAUGAAGAAGAAGAAUCAGCACCACCACCGAAGAAACCCAACAGAGAAAAGCAGCACGAAAACUUGAAGAAAGGCUGGGACCUGAGGCGAGGCUAUUGGGAGGAGAGAUUCGCCGAGUUGGUCACAUACAAGGAGCAAAACGGACACACCAACGUGCCUCAUAAAUACCCCGACAAUCCGGCAUUGGGACACUGGGUCAUUACCCAACGACAAUAUUACCGAAAUACCAUGAAUCUGCCUCCAGAGAUUGCCCCCGACCGAAAACUCUGCGCCGAAAAAAUUUUCAAACUGCAAAAACUGGGAUUCCAAUGGGAGGUGCAAAAAGCGCAGAAUGCCGCGACGUGGGAAGACCGAUACCGCGAGUUGAUCCGAUUCAAGUCCGACCACGGACAUUGUCGAGUACCCAAGCGAUACCCACCCAACAUGAAACUCGGCAAUUGGGUGUAUGAACAGCGGAAAAAUUACAAGAGUAUCCUGACGGGAACGGGUAGAGGACGCAGGGGCAUGACGGACGAACGAAUCCGUCGAUUGGAAGAGCUGGGAUUUCAAUGGUCCGCCAAAUCAUAAUAGGGGCGCGUCCAUCGCGCGCCACUGGUGGCAUUCUAGAACCACUCUUGUACCCAACGAAUUUGUUGUCGCUUCUCUUCUAGAUUCCAAGUUGAUAGCAGGGCCAAUUGCUAUUGUAUGUGAUGGAAACUUUCUCCGGUACUUCGUGCUGCUAAAAAUUGUCUUGCUGGUCCUUCCGGUGUUUGAGUACUGUUUGGGCUUUGCAAUGGAUCCAGAUGAUGGGUUGUGGGUACUGGUACCAGUUGCUCCGGGCGUGUGACCAGGUGAUGAUGACCUGCCUGGCCCGAGACGAAAUGGCUGCGUAGCAUGAAUUGUAGGCAUUGGUAGAUCGAGCUGUUGAUACAUGAAUUUGGCCUGGUGUGGAACCAAGAGUGUGGCAGGGUAUUGUCCACGCAAAACGGUACGAAAUGUAGCAUCGUGUGACACAGCCGCAAGAAGAGCAGAAGCAAACGAUUUGACAGCAUGUCCAGCAAAAAGAACAACACCAGGGAUUCCAACGUGGUCCCCCACCGUAGUACUAACCUGGCCCGACGAUGCUUAACUUCGCUGAGCAGACGGGAAGCGGUGCUGUCAUCGUGGUAUGGUCGUUCCUACCGGAGUCAAAGGAGCAAAAGUACAAAUAUUAUGUCAAAAGACUUCCCUUUAGCAAUCAACCACGCUUUGGUGUUUCUUUUCCUUGCUCUACUGAUGGGUUUGAUUGUGCCCAUGUACACUGUAUUGGUCCAGGAACGUGGCCAGCACUCCAACCAGACAACUAAGAAGGUGCAUUCCUCUUCUCUACCUAAGAUGUUAUGAUUCUUUCAGUUCAGAUUCCUUGAGCAAUCAACCACUUGGCGUCUCUUUACCGUGCUCUGUGAUUGGGUUAUGUUGUGACCUUGUACCAGGUACAGUGUAUGUAUUGGUCCAGGAACGGGGCCAGCACUUCGGCCAGACAACGAAGAAGAUGCAUUCCUCUUCUCUGCCUAAUAAGUAAUCAUUCUUUCAGUUCAGAUUCGUAUGUAAAAUAAUAUAUGCAUAUACAUUGUACAAGA